This is a messenger RNA of Dunckerocampus dactyliophorus (ringed pipefish), 2505 nucleotides long. It is a transcript of the gene dph2, whose product is annotated as diphthamide biosynthesis 2. The transcript has 8 exons. NCBI's taxonomy places the organism in Eukaryota, Metazoa, Chordata, Actinopteri, Syngnathiformes, Syngnathidae. Gene Ontology annotation, molecular function: 2-(3-amino-3-carboxypropyl)histidine synthase activity. Gene Ontology annotation, biological process: protein histidyl modification to diphthamide. The record is from RefSeq and is a predicted model, not a curated record. Bases 211 to 1671 code for a protein of 486 amino acids.
CUUAGUAUCAUUAUUGUUAACACGUGUGUCUGUCAAACGACGUACUUGUAGCUAAAUUAAUACCAUAUUACUUUUUUUAAAAAACGUUUCACUGUUAUGAAGUCAUAGUAAAUAAUACUUAAAAGUGUCACACGGCAACUGGAGACGAAUGGAGUAACAUUAGCUUCCCGAUAAGCUAAGUCCACACAAAGAACUGCUUCCUGUGUCGCCAUGGCUGAUGCGUUCAGUGGCAACUCGGAGACGGUAAUGCGGCGUCAGGUUGACGUCCAAGUGAAGAGUACCACUCCUCUGGAAAAGCUCGAUGAGUUCUAUCAGAUCAAUAAGACCUGCGACUUCAUUUCUCAGAAUCACUUUGAGAAGGUAGCCCUGCAGUUUCCUGAUGACCUCCUGCACGAUUCCACUUCAGUUGCAGCUGAGAUUGAGAGAAUAACUAAAACGAAAGUAUUCGUUCUAGGAGAUACAUCCUACGGCAGUUGCUGUGUGGACGAGGUGGCAGCGGAGCACGUUGGAGCCGACUGCAUGGUGCACUACGGCCGGGCCUGCCUCAGCCCUUCCAAGAGGUUGCCGCUCAUGUACAUCUUUGACAGAGGACACAUCGACGUGGAGAAGUGCACCUCGGCCUUCAGAGAACUGUACCCUGACACGCAAGCCUACGUACUGCUACUCUAUGAUGUCAGAUACACACACGCCAUUGAUGGCGUUGUGACGAUGUUGGGUGGAGACUAUCCAAACCUUGUCACGUCACAACUUGCCGUGGAAGGCGAGCUGUGUUACGGCCUGAAUAAAAGAGAACCAGACCAAGAACAGGACGGCAAUCAGCUUUGUCACUUUGGACGGCAGUUCUGCCUGAAGAGUGGCCUGACCAUUAAGGACUACGGCGUGUUCUACAUCGGCCAAGAAGGAGCCACCCUACGGAACUUCAUGAUGACCUGGAACCGCUGCUGCUUCUCCUCCUUUGACCCCGCCACGUCGACGGGGAGGACCGAGUCGGCCGGCGUCAACCGCAUGCUGAUGAAGCGCUACUACGCUAUAGAGAGGGCAAAGGAUGCCAACGUGGUGGGCAUCCUGGUGGGCACGCUGGGCGUGGCCAAGUACCUGUCCAUAAUCCAGCAGCUGAAGGAGACCAUCCGCAAGGCGGGCAAGAAGACUUACAUGUUCGCCAUGGGGAAGCUCAACGUGGCCAAGCUAGCCAACUUCCUGGAAAUUGACAUUUUUGUUUUAAUCGCUUGUCCCGAGAACUCGCUGUUGGACUCCGGUGAGUUUUACCGACCCGUGGUGACGCCGUUCGAGAUGGAAGUGGCCUGCAACAGGAACAGGGAGUGGUCUGAGGAGUACGUCACAGACUUUCGACAUCUUUUACCAGGUGGGCAAAGCCACGUGCCUUUGGCGGAGGGUCAAGAGGACUGCGACCAGACGGACGUAUCUUUAAUCACAGGAGCUCUGAGGAACUACAAGCUGGACCCAGAACCUGUCAACUCACAAAGCUCCUCAGUGGUCCUCAGGAACCAGACGCUGACUGUGGCCAACCCCAACUCAGCAGCAUCGUUUCUGGCCCAUCGGAGUUGGCGUGGCUUAGAGCAGAAGUUGGGGGAGACGCCUGUGCUGAAGGCUGUGCAAGGCAGGAGAGGCAUCGCCAUCGCCUAUGAAGAAGAAGGAGCAGUUCCACGAUAAAACAAUCAAUGUGAUUCUAUCCCCUUGAGUAAAACUCAGAUCUUCAGGAUUGGACGACUCAUAAGAAUGAAGUGCCACCAAAGUCAUCUCAGUGUUGUGUGUCCUUGCAGCAGUAAGCUACACAGCAAGUAUACACACACACACAAACAAUGCUGUAUUUAAAGUACAGUGGAACCCGUUUGUCGACCCAACUCCAGUCCUGCUCCGCCGUGUUUUUCUUACUGCUAAAAGUACCCGCUUAAGCUGACAUCCACAUAAAAUUUGAGACCCAAAGGGGUCAUCAAAUCAGUCCGCUUAGACCAGGGGUCUCAAACUCACGACCUGCAGACCCAUGUUUUGUGAGUUACUCAGUGACCUUGACACAAAGUAGUAGUUGUGGUUGCGCUAACAAUUAUGUUAACUCUAAACACUUGACAUUUAGCAACUUUUACAAAAUAAGUACCACACCGCAUGCCUUAACUUACUGCAUUAUGUGCCAGAUAUUUAAAAGGUUUUACCUUUCCCGCUAACUAAUUAUAUUAUGUGAAGCAAUAAUUCUGUUACUUUUUUUACUCAUUUGCCCAAGACUGUAUGAAAGCAGGGUCCAGCACAGUCAAAGCUAUUUUGGCUUGAGUUAGCCAAUCCAAGGGAUGUCGACGUAAGCGGGUUCCACUGUAUUUUUGUAGGAGCAUGCGGAGUCCCAUAAGGUGUACUCACGUCUCUGGUGUGACACCACAAGGUGAGGCGCCUGCUGCCAGCAUGACUCCACACACUCGCCAUGUCGGUGUCUUCAUCGAUGGCACUUUCUGCAUCUGAAGUCAAACUGUAAAGAACUUCCGUUAGUACUCCCGUAGG